UUUGUCAAUCCAAUUCCAAAAUCUGGACCAUCAUUACAAGGAGAUGAUAAAAGAGUUGAGAAUAUGUGUGGAUUUGGUGAUGGCGAUUUAACAAAUGAUGCAAAGGAUGUUGGUGGGGAAUUAGAAGCAAUGGAACAGAUUGAAGGACUUAAGAAUGGAACGGAGAAUAAUUUAAAUGAUAACCAGGAUGUGGAUCAAUCAAAUGAAAACCCUUCUGAUGAACAACAAAAGUUGCCCGAAGUUGAUAAUCCUAUUGAUGUAGAUGACGAUUUUGCUGGGUGCAUUGAGGGGUUAGAUGCGCAAGAUGGCGAAGAUGAGGAGAAUGGAGAUGAUAAUAAUUGUGAAGAAGAUCCGAAUGCUGAUUGGAAUUUUGGAGAAGUGGACGAACCAGAAGAAAGACAGUUGGAUCCAAAGCUUUGGGAACGAAAUGAAGGCGACGAAAAUGAACAGGAAAUGGAAGAAGAGGAUAAUGUUGGAAAUGGGGAUGAUUCGUUAACUGAAGAUCUCAUUGCUGCUCAACAUCAGAAACAACAGAAAAGUGACGAGAAUCAAGAAAAGGGAGCGAAGUCAUCAGACACUUAUCAAAGUGAGGAUGAAAAUGUCGAUGAUUAUGACGCUACUGAACCAGACGAGAAAGGAGAACGUAGAGAUGAAAAUGAGAACAAUGCUUCUGAUGCAGAACAAUCUGUUGAUAAAGAUGUUGAUGAUCAUGAGUUAACACAUGAGAAUGACUAUACUGAAGAAAAAGAUGACAAUGAAGAAAUAAACGGUGAAGAAUAUUUAAGUGAAGAUGAAGAUAAUCAAAAACAAAAUGAAAAACAAGAAGAUAAAAAUGGAGAGGGGAAUUCAGAUGAAAUGGAAAAAGAGAAAGAUGGAGAUUCAAAUGAUGAAUAUCAAAACAAUGAAGCAUGUAAUAAUGAAUUUGAGCCAGACGCAAUUGGGGAUGCUGAAGGUACUCCAAACGCUGCUCGUCCACCUGAAAUAAUUGAUAAAGAACAAGAGGAAAAGAAUGAUGCCAGAACACAGGGAGAAGAUAAAAAUUCGAAUGAUAAAAACGCAGAUGGUGAACAAAAUCAGAGAGAUUCUGCUGCUAGAAAUUCGACAAAAUCAGCACAACUGGAGACGGAUUCCCAGCAAAAUGAGGAAUUGAAUGAAGUUGAGCCAAGCAAGGAUAAUUGUAAUAGUGGAAAUGAAAUAGGAGGUGAUAAUUCAGUUGAUGAAGAAAUGGAAGAAAAUGCUUUUGAUGAAGUUGAACAAGAAAAGUUAUCUGUUACCGGAACCUCAACACUUGAACAAGCAAAUCGAACUCGUGCAUUAUUUGACAUUUCUUUACGACGUUUGCGAAAGGAGGUAAAAACAAAUGAAUUGGCAAAGAAUGCUUCUGACCAACAAAAAGAAAAACAGAAUGAUGAGGCAGACGGUGAAAUUGAAAUGGAUAAUGAAGACAAUGCAUCUAUUAAAAUUAUUGACGAUUCUUCUGCAAAGGAGGCACGAAAUGUUUUUCUUAACAUCACCGAGAGACAAAAUUUCAAUUUUGGAAUAAAUUCAAAUGAACUCAUUUCAAUGGAUAGUUUAUGUAAAGAAUUCGAUAAGCUAGAACGAGAAACUCCAACAACCAGUAACGAGGAGGAUAUUCGACAACUUCAAUUGAAAUGUGCUCUUAUUUCGGAAAGUGUUACUUCUUUGGCUUCUGAAUUGGCUGAGUCUUUACGUUCAAUUAUUGAACCAACUGUUGCCAGCAAACUUCAAGGUGAUUAUAGAACAGGCAAAAGAUUGAAUAUGCGCAGAUUGAUAGCCUAUAUUGCUAGUGAUUAUCGAAAGGAUCAGAUAUGGAUGAGAAGAACAAAAUGUGCUAAAAGGAACUAUCAAGUCUGUAUUGCUGUUGACAAUUCUCAAAGUAUGAAGCACAAUCAUUUUACUGAGAUUACUUGCAACGCUCUAUGUCUAAUUGAACGAGCACUCAGACAACUUGAAAUUGGUCAGUUAGCAAUAUGCUCUUUUGGUUCUACUGUACACAUGCUUUCUGAUUUUUCAUCUGGCGAAGACCCUUCUCUUGGAUUACACAUUCUUCAAACAUUUAAAUUUGAUCAACAAAGAACUGACAUUUCCCAAUUGCUAGAAUCCUCUAUAGCACUUUUUAAAAGUGGGAGAGAAUGUUCUAUACAAAUACCUGAACAAAUGCUUAUUAUUUUGGGUGAUGGAAGAGAUGUGCUUGCUAAUGGUAUCACUGAUAUUAAAAAACAUUUGGAACAUCUUGAACAUGACAGAGUUACUGUUCUCUUUCUAAUAAUGGACAUUGCUGAACAAUCUAUAACAGAAGUGCGUAUAGCCGAUUUUGCUGAUGGAGGAUGCUCUUUCAGACCCUACAUGGAAUGCUUUCCUUUUCCUCUUUAUGCACUAGUAAGAAGUGCAAAUUCAUUACCAAGUACAGUUGCUGAAGCCAUUCAUCAGUGGUUUGAGUAUACAAGAAAUGAAUAA
Messenger RNA from Meloidogyne enterolobii, 2478 nucleotides. The record is from the annotation of a GenBank genome assembly. NCBI's taxonomy places the organism in Eukaryota, Metazoa, Nematoda, Chromadorea, Rhabditida, Meloidogynidae.